UGACCUAACCAUUAAACAAUUUAAAACAACAGUUGAAGUUUCUUAUGUUUAGAAAUAAGCAUAACAACAUAAAUAAAAGUGAUCAUUAUACUUAAUAAACUCUAUUAUAUGUGUGACAUAUAUUAUAUUUAAAGAUAUAAAUAUAUAACAUUUAUAAUGGUGCGUUUUAAAAACAGGUAUAUUACGAUUGAAAUAAUACCUAAAAUUGAAAAUAACAAAGUUUUAACAUUGAGAACUGCUGCAUUACAAAACGCUAUUCAAGCAAAAGUUCAACAAUUAUAUGGAGAUUUUGGAUCGGCUGCAAUAAAAGUUGGAUUUCAAGCAAAAUAUUGUAAUGCACAAACAAAAAUAGCACUUAUCAAAAGUAGGCAUGGACCUCAUAAAUUUAUAUUAAAUUGCAUUCCAUUGCUAAGUGAUAUCGAUGGUCGAGCUGUAACAGUAAAUAUUCUUUAUGUCGGUGCAACUAUAAAACAUUGUUUUAUUUUUAUAAGAACAUACCAGCAGAAGAAGUUGGAAAAAAUGUGGGAUACUUUUAGAAAUGAUAAUGAAAGAAGAGAAAUGCAAAAAGCGUUGAUGCAAUUGACAACAUCUAUGAAAGUUUUUAGAUAAUAUUGAAUUAAUUAAAAAUAUUUAUUGAUAUAUUAAAGAUAGAUUUGUAUUGCUUGUUUCUUUAAAAAAAAUUCUUUAAAAAUACACUUGAUAAUCUUAAUCAUAAUUCAAUAAUUAAAAUUAUAUAUAUAUAUCCAUGCAUACGUACAUAUAUAUAAGACUUUCUUAGAAUCGAUCGAAUUAAUACGUCAGAUUUACAUUUGAAACGUAAAGAAAUAAGCACAAAAAAUUCUACAAAUGAUUAUGCGAUGGAAACGUAUUGAAAAAAAAAUAAAUAAAAUGAAAUAAAAUAAAAAACAAAGGAAACAUUAAGUGGAAAGAAAAUUUGCAAGGAUUUUGAAAAGUGGCGCUGCUGACGCAUCUUUUAACUUCGUAUAGAAAAACAGCGCGUAAUUCAAAUUCAAUGGGAAUCUCGUUCCAGCGUUGGUUGCAAGCAAUCUAUGGUGGGAGAAGGGGGUGUUAGCGUAUAGGGCUGGUUGGUGAUCGCCGGCAGUCGUCGCUGCGGCGUUGCUGCAGUUUGUACAACGAACUUUAAGAAGUUAUCAGAGAACGGAGAAGCACGACACGACGAUAGAAUCCGGUGGUGCUUCCAUAUAAAUCUCGUAUUAUAAUAAAUAUAUAUCGCAAUUACGUGUUAUCGUUGGUGUUGUUUCCUUAUUCGUAAAAACAAAAAGCAUACACAAACUUUGUAUAAAUAAACAUCGAACGAAGCGGACAAGGACCAAACCAAAACUAUUUUUUUCUCUCAAAGAAAGAAGA
Molecule: messenger RNA, 1368 nt
Organism: Vespula vulgaris
Lineage: Eukaryota; Metazoa; Arthropoda; Insecta; Hymenoptera; Vespidae
Gene: Pop5
Product: ribonuclease P/MRP protein subunit POP5
Exons: 4
Coding region: 157-609 (150 amino acids)
Biological process (GO): tRNA 5'-leader removal
Cellular component (GO): ribonuclease P complex
Molecular function (GO): ribonuclease P RNA binding
Source: RefSeq, a predicted model, not a curated record